Messenger RNA from Trichoderma breve, 2769 nucleotides. RefSeq lists its product as uncharacterized. The record is from RefSeq and is a predicted model, not a curated record. The transcript is spliced from 3 exons. NCBI's taxonomy places the organism in Eukaryota, Fungi, Ascomycota, Sordariomycetes, Hypocreales, Hypocreaceae. The coding region runs from base 1 to 2769 and encodes 922 amino acids.
AUGGCUGCGAAUGUCAACAGACCAACCGACAUCAAGCAGAAGGAGGAUGACAUCAAUCGCAAGCUGCAGAUCUACGGCAUCUUUCAUGCCUUCAAGAAUGGGAAAAUCCCGUCGAACGAUCAAAUCGACGUGGCAUUGAACAGCUUCCUGCAAUCUAGACCUCUCGCUCGCCCCUCUGACAAGUUAUCCGAUGACGGAAAACUACUGGUUGAGGAUGCAAGAGAGGUUGUGAAGCUUGCAAAACAGCUCCUGCUGUCCAAGAACCACGGCAACCUGCUCCAGGACUUCAUCUGGCAGACUACCCAUUACGACACACAGAGCGUCCAGGCCCCAGGAACUACCUUGACUAAAGACGCCGCAACACGAGACAAGGACGAUGCUCUUGAAGGGUUAAGAACUCUGGGCACCUUGCUCAUCACCAAUGGCCAGUUCCGGAAACUUCUCAAGGAUGCUAGUAUCCUAGUCCGCGACAUGGUUGGGGAUGGCGCUACUAACGCUGCCAACUUUAUUCGUCCCUCGGAUGAACAACUUCGCCAAAUGGACCAGGCCGCCCCAGACAACACGUGGCACGAGAAGCCCGACUUUUCCAAGGAGAAUCUAAAGAAUCAGGCUCGAAACGUCUACAAGGGCGAUCCCAAAAAGGACGCCCAAGACGUCGUCUCGGCUGCUGCUACUGGCACUACUGGUUCAGUGCCUCAAUCUGGGGGUACUGGUGCAGUGCCUCAGGCUGGAGUAGCGCCUCAAGGAGGAGAUAUUCCACAGAUUAGAGUCGCCCCUGAAACCGGAGUCGCACCCGAGUAUGGAGUGGCUCCUCAGGCUGGAGCUGUCCCCCAGGUUGGAGCAGUUCCUCAAGUUGGAUCAAUCCCUCCAGCUACGGCUCCUCAGGCUGGAGCUGUCCCUCAGGUCGGAGCGGUUCCUCAAGUUGGAGCAGUUCCUCCAGCUACGGCUCCUCAGGGCACAGUCACAAGCACAUCUCGUACCAAUGCAACCUCCGGUCUCGACGCAGCUCAGGCAGUUGUGGACCAGAAGCUGGACCGUAAUUUGGACGAUGAGACGCAAGAAAAGGUCACGAAGCGGAAUGAAGAGUACCGCCGCAAGGCCAGAGAAUACCUGAAAAAGAAGAUGCCUCAAGAGCGCAAGGAUCAGGUCAUCUUUCGUCUCAAAAAGAUUGUGCUUGAAUGCCAACAGCACCCCGAUUACUCCCAAGCCGUACAAACGCUCCUCCGGCUGGCUGAGGAAUACGGCCGGCAUGGGCGCAACCUUGGAAAGGGUUCCGCCGACUCUGCCAAGGAUGUCCGCACUGGACUUUCCGCAGCCGAGGAAGAUUUGCGUACUCUAAUUGAGCGGUUCGCCAAUGGCACCUCGACUGAGGAUCUUUGGCAGGCCAUCGGCCAAAUAUACAAAGAUGCCGAUAGGGACCAGGAACUUCGAGACUGGUUCAAGCAAGUUGACACCUACAUCCGCAAGUGCCUGUUGGAGCAAGGCUACGUCCUUGAAGACGCCUCCACUGAUGAAUGGAACCGGCUCUACGACCAAGGUCGAUACCUGCUGCGUGAGAAAUAUCGCGGCCACACCGACCGCGUUAUUGACGAGGUCAGGUUUGUUGCGGAUCAGUUUGACCACGAUCCUCAGAACAAGGCAUUUGGCGUUGCAGUCCAGAAGCUGUUCAAGGACUUGGGCAAUGAUGAGAAUGGAAAGCCAACCUUUAAGCCUCACCUCGUCAAGGAUCUAACCGAAGUCAUUGUCCCCGCCAUUUUUGAGAAUAUUGCAUACGUGCCGAUCCCACGCAUUGAAUAUUCUGAUCCUAAGGUUGAUGCGGUCAUUGAGAAUCUGGUCCUCGAGAGCGACAAUUUCAUGCCCAAUGUUCUUGAAGUCGCCAGCGACAAUUACUUCCGGUGGGGACGCAAGAAGAUUGCCAACAAGCACAAGAAUACCGUGGACAUAAAGGUUACCGGUAUCCAAAUGGAUCUCCGAGACGUCAGCUAUCACAUCAAGAAGAAGUCUGGAUUCCCCUCCAUCACCGACACCGGAGUACUUGAUCUUUUGCUGCCUGGCGACGGUUUCUCCUUUAGGUUGAAGGUGUCUACUCCUGAAAAGAAGGACGCUCAACACGUCUUCAAGGUAGAAAAGGUGGACGUCAACGUUAAGGGCCUGAAGCUCAAGAUUAAGAAGUCCAAGCACAAGCUCUUGUUCGCGCUCUUCAAACCCCUUGCGCUCAGGGCUGUCCGUCCGGCGCUCCAAAAGGCCAUUGAAAUGGCCAUCAAGGACGAGUGCGACAAGGCAGAUGAGUUCCUCUUCCAGGUCAAGCAGGAGGCGGACCGUGCUCUUGAAGAAGCCAAGGAGGACCCCGAGAAUGCACCCAACAUCUACAACCGGUACUACAAAGCUACUCAUAAGCGAAUCCUCCAGGGCAAAGCGAAGGCAAAGGCCAUCACGCAGGACAAGAAGGUCAACGUCGCUAUGACUAAGCAGGAGAGCAUCUUCCCCGAUAUCCACCUUCCCGGUGGCAUCAGCUCCAAGGCCACAGAAUACAAGGACCUUGCUGCCAAGGGCGACAGAUGGGAGAGCCCCGUCUUUUCCAUUGGCGACGCCCAAAAGAGCACGGAUAUCCCUCCCGUGCCGCGAAUUGAGAGAAAGACCCAUACUGUAACUGGCGGAAGGGCCAACGGAAACAUUAACGGUUCAGCCAAUGUAGGAGGAGGUGGCUUCACAGCCGGAGAAGGCACAAGUGGCCACCAACUUGGCGGACAAGGUCUCACUGCCUACUAG